AUGCGAAGUCUACUAAACUUCGUUCUUCUUCUUUUAAUCAGGAUAGCAACUUCUGAAGAAAAAACAAGUUGCAUUGAAAUUGAAAAAGGAUUCACUGAUGGUCAGAAAACACACGAAAAGCAAAUUUGCAUUUGCGCAGACGGUGGAAUUUUCAGCAGUUCAGGAUUUUCAAUUGAAUGUGAAUCAGCUCCGAUUUCAACCAUCUCUUCGAAUCUGUCCACAUUGAAUGGAACUUCUGUGGGUCGGCUCACGAUCAGAGAUGCAGUAGUCAACACUCUUCCACUUGAUGUCUUUGAUAACGUUCGUGCCAAACACCUGAAAUUCGAGGGUUGCGGGCAACUAACUCUCCAACCGAAAUCAUUCAUUGCUCUCGGAGAUUCUCUUGAAAUAUUGGCCCUCCGUGAUAAUGAAAUCAAAAGAUUAGAAAAAGGACUUUUCGCCGGUCUUACCAAUGUCAAAACUCUUGAUUUGGCAAUGAAUAAAAUUGAGGAAAUAGAUUUCGGAGUAUUCGAAGAUCUGGAAAGGGUCGAGGAUAUUCUUUUGAAUGGAAAUGUGAUCCCGGAAUUGAAGGCUGGACUGUUCAAUGGACUCAAGAAUAUGAAGAAGUUGUCAAUUCAAUCAUGUGGAUUAGAAAAAAUUGAAAAAGGAGCAUUCAAAGGACUUGAAAACCUGGAGCAACUCAUUCUAUCCCAUAAUAAUAUCCAAAAUAUCGACUGGACAAUAUUCUCAAAUCUCAAAAACCUUCGUGUACUCGAUCUGGGAUCCAAUUUUAUCUCGAAUGUGGAAUUAAAAGGUUUCCCAAAACUUGAGAAGUUAGUGCUCAAUAACAAUACAAUUGAUUCGAUGAAGGCGAUUAAACUCAAAGAACUCCCAUCUCUCGUUAUUGCUCUGUUCGAUCGUAACAAGAUCCAGUCCAUAAAUGAUAUGGAUAUGUUUGGAUUAACAAGAUCUGAUCGGAUUGAGACAAUGUCUCUUGCAUGGAAUAAUUUGAGUCAAAUCAGUUCAAAAGCAUUUCAACACACUCCAAACUUGAUAACUCUUCUUCUCCAACACAAUCAUAUCGAGGAUCUUUCAACCAAUACUUCCACUUCGAUUCGGAUUCCAUUCCUCACAAUUCUCAAAAAACUUGCAACUCUUCAACUCUCUGCCAAUAACCUCUCUAUAAUUCGAGCCGAUGAACUUCCAAAAUCUUUAAUCAAUUUAGCUCUUGAUCAUAAUGUAAUCACUAAAAUUGAAGCGAGAGCUCUCGAAGGAAUGGCUAUCAAAAAACUAUAUCUCCAUAGCAAUAGACUGAGCUAUUUAUAUCGUGGAACUUUCGAUUCAUUUGCUCCAUCUUCUGUUGAAGCAAUUGAUGUUUCUUCUAAUACAUGGCAAUGUAUUUGUAAUGAUCCAAGAGAAUGGUUGCCACGAUGGAUAUCUGAAGCAGAGGAAUCAGAUGUAUCAGAAGGACCAAUAGGAUGUUUAGCCAUUCCAAGAUGUGGAAUAGAAAUGGAUCCAAACAAGGCAGAAAAGGAAGAAGUAGUGAGAUCAGGAUGGAUUACUGUAGCUGCUACCAUUUUGACAGUUAUCACAAUCAUCAUUAUGGUCAUUAUUGCUAUGCUCUACUUUAAGGAUUACAAUUAUCAGUUCACACUUCGAGGACGUCGUUCGGAUUCGGAUCUUCAUAAACUGAUUGAAAAUGAUCCAUUGAAUAUUCAAUCAGAUUCGAUUCUUGUGGUUCCAGCAAUGCCGAAACGAAAUACUGGACCGAAAAAGACAGUACGAUUCGAGAGUUUUCAAUAA
Messenger RNA from Caenorhabditis remanei, 1782 nucleotides. RefSeq lists its product as uncharacterized. The coding region runs from base 1 to 1782 and encodes 593 amino acids. The transcript is spliced from 9 exons. NCBI's taxonomy places the organism in Eukaryota, Metazoa, Nematoda, Chromadorea, Rhabditida, Rhabditidae. The record is from RefSeq and is a predicted model, not a curated record. Gene Ontology annotation, cellular component: plasma membrane. Gene Ontology annotation, molecular function: protein binding.